Molecule: messenger RNA, 1069 nt
Organism: Amphimedon queenslandica
Lineage: Eukaryota; Metazoa; Porifera; Demospongiae; Haplosclerida; Niphatidae
Product: eukaryotic translation initiation factor 4H-like
Exons: 6
Coding region: 87-890 (267 amino acids)
Molecular function (GO): RNA binding
Source: RefSeq, a predicted model, not a curated record
GCCCCUCCUCUUUUUGCUCCACAUGGUCUUCCUUUGAUCUCACUCCUUUUAUCUUCUCCUCUUUGCGAGUUAGAGGAUACUUAAAGAUGGCAGACGAGGUUUUUGACAGUAGGAACAGUCGUGGCUCUUCCCGUCCAUCAUACGACAGAGGAGGUGGGUAUGGAGGUUCACAUCAUUUUGAGCUGCCACAGGAGCCUCCAUUCACAGCCUUUGUGGGUAACUUACCAUUGAAUACAGUCCAAGGGGAUUUAGAUGCCAUUUUUCAAAAGUUAAAAGUGAAAGCUGUAAGACUAGUACGCGAUAAAGAAAGUGACAGAUUUAAAGGUUUCUGCUACGUGGAAUUUGAAGACGUUGAAUCGCUGAAGGAAGCACUGGAAUAUGAUGGAGCUGAAUAUGAUGGUAGACCCUUAAAAGUUAAUGUUGCCGGUAGCAGAAGUGGGCGUGGUGGGAGAGGAGGGCGUGGCGGUGGAGGAAGAGGAGGGCGUGGCAGAGAUUACGAUCAGCCCCACGGCUACCAAUCGGGCCCUCCGAUGGGCGGAGGAGGGUAUUCUGAUUAUCGUGGUGGGAGGAGUGGCGGAGGAUACAGAGGGGGAGGAGGAGGUGGUGGGCGGGGCCCCAGAAGAGGUGGGAGGGACCGUGAUCGUGACGGUAGGGAUAGGAGAUACCCAGAAGACUUUAAAGAACCAGAUCCAGCGGAUUUGGUCGGUCGUCCGAAACUAAACCUGAAGCCUCGGACUGUCAACAAGGCUGUGGUGAAUGACCUAGCAGACACGGUUAGCCGUGCAUCCAUAUUUGGCAGCGGACGUCCACGUGACGAGAAAGCUUACGAGGAAAGAAAGAGGAAGGAGUCGGAAUCGUCUGAUACUCCUGCUGGCGGUGAUCAGAGUUGAACUUUCCCUCCCUCCCUCUCUCUCUCUCUUUAUUGAUAUUCAUUUAUGAUAUACCAUACACAAGAUGACACAUGAGACGCAUGCGAAUCGUUCACACUCUGUCUAUUUGUUAAUAAAUUAAUUAUUAAUUAUUAUUAUUAUAUUAAAUUUAAAAUAAUCCAAUUUGCUGAGGUGCUAGC